UUUCCCCAAAACAUUUUCAGUACAAAAAACCCCCCUAAAAGUCCGCCGCAUCGCCGCCGUAUAUCCGCCGGAACUCCGCGGCGUCCUUCUUCCAAUUCACCCGCGUCAGCAAAAUAGCUCAGCUAUUUGAUGUUUUAGUUUUUUUUUUCGUUUUUGUUUUGUUAAGGUUUUGGUGUGUGGGAGAUGUAUCCUUCUCGAGGAAGUAAUGUGUAUGGACAACAAUCGUAUUCUUCGCAAUCAUCCUACGGACAAAGUUUGGGACAUGGUUACUCGGGGAGUUCUGCUGGAGGGCCUGAGAGGUCCUCUCAGCUGCCCACAGGUUCACGACAUUCCUCAAUGUUAGGACCCCCCCAAGAUGCAGAAAUGAGUGCUUACACAACUCACGGUCAUCAUCCAUCAACAGUGCCUAAUUAUGGUGGGCAAUAUAGCUCUGUGUAUGGUUCCACUGCUCAGCAGAUGCCCACAGCUGGUGGAAAAGGAUCUGCAUCAUCAGCUUUGGAAAGCCGCAGUGGCUUUGGUGUGGAUUCACCAAAGUUCAUGGCAGGUGACUACGUUUCAUCAUCCAGCCAUGGAUAUGGUCAUAAAGCUGAACAACAAUAUUCUGAUAGGAUUACUGAUUAUCCAACCCUUGAUAGACACCAAUAUGUUGAACGACAUAGCUCUUAUGGCGGGAGAGAUCUGACAAGUGAGCAAGCCAGUCGAUAUCCUGAUUCAAUUUCUUUUGGUCUUAAGCAUCAGGCUGAAAGAUAUGAGCAUAUGGAUCAAGCAUCUAUAAUACGACAAGAGCAAAUACUGAAGUCUCAGGCAUUGCAAUCUCCUACCGUUGAUGGAGGAUCUAGACAAGUUGAAUAUCUUGCAGCAAGGAGUGCUGCUGUUUGUCAUGCAGUCCAAGAUCCCAUAUCUUAUAGUGGCAGAAUUGACUCAGGUCCUCGCACUUUAUCAACAUUACUUGCUGGGCAACAUGCUCCUUCUAUCCUAGGGGCGGCACCACAAAGAGCUGUUGAGGAUGUCAUGUAUGUUCAAAAUUCUACAAAUCCUGGCUAUGGAGUGAGCCUGCCUCCAGGUAGAGACUACGGUAUAGGGAAGGGACUUCAUGCAACUUCCGUUGACCCUGACUAUCCUAGCAGCGUCUUGGCACAUGCUGGUCACUCAAGGUUAGAUGAUUACAAGGAUGUCUACUCUCGGGAGCUUGAGCGAAGGGAGAAAGAUCGGCACUCUUCACGCGAGCGAGAGAAAGAUCGAGAAAGGGCGAAAGAUCGAGAGAGGGAACGGGAUCGAGAUCGGGAGCGGGAGCGGGAAAGAGAACGAGAUAGAGAAAGAGAACGAGAACGGGACAGAGAAAGAGAACGAGAGCGGCAGCGACAACGAGAGCGUGAUCGUGAACGUGCUUUGGAGCGUAAGGAGAAGGAAAAAGAUCAUAAGCGCAAACGUGGAGCUGAAGUAAAACAUGAUCGAACACCUCCCAGGAGUUCUAGGGAUCGGCGAGGAUCAUCUUUGAGCAAGGACAGUAAAUCUACACGACGAGAAUCUCCACGCCCUGAUGUUUUGCAUAGGCAUCAUACACCUGUUAAAAGGAGAGAGUAUUUCUGCAAGGUUUAUUCCUCCAGUUUGGUUGAAAUUGAGAGGGAUUAUCUGUCACUGGAUAGGCGGUAUCCCAGGCUUUUCAUAUCUCCAGAAUGCUCGAAGGUGGUUGUAAAUUGGCCAAAAGGCAAUCUUAAGCUUUCUUUGCAUACUCCUGUCAGUUUUGAGCAUGAUUUUGUUGAAGGAGAUGCUGCAACGGCGCUGAAACGACUGUCAUCGAAACCGUCUGCUGGUGAACCUGAAAAAUCAGAACCUGGGACGACUAUAUGGAAUGCAAAGGUGAUUUUGAUGAGUGGGCUCAGCAGAAAUUCUCUGGAAGAGCUGUCGUCAGAUCGGAACUAUGAUGAUCGAAUACCUCAUGUUUGCAAUCUGCUUAGGUUCGCUGUUCUUAAGCUGGAAAAUUCUUUGAUGACUAUAGGGGGCCAGUGGGAUAGUGUUGAUGGUGGGGAUCCAUCAUGUGAUGACUCCUCUUUGAUUCAGACAGCUCUUAGACAUGCAAAGGACAUAGCUAAUCUUGAUUUGAAGAACUGCCAGCAGUGGAACCGUUUCCUUGAGAUACACUAUGAAAGAGUUGGAAAAGAUGGGCGGUUCAGUCAUAAAGAAGUCACUGUUUACUUCGUUCCAGACUUGUCUGAAUGCCUCCCUUCAUUAGAAUCAUGGAGGGAGCACUGGUCUACUAAAAAAAAGGCUAUUGCCGAGAGAGAAAAGGAACUUGCUCUGAGGAAAGAGAAAUCAGGAGAGAAGGAAAGCCAGAAAGAUGCUAAGCAGGGUCCCAGGUCAGAGAGAAACUCAACGGCUGGAUUGUCGGCAGAAGGAAGCAAGAAGGAGAAUGAUGGCAGACUGAAAGAGAACAUAGCUGAUAAAGAAGGUUCUGAGAAAAAAGUUGGAGAAAGUAAACAAGCUUUUGAAACUUGUAAGGUGGUAAAUGAUAACGCUGAACUGAAUCCAGGAAAAAGUGCUGCUAUUGAAACUGAUGGUAGUGCAAAGUCAGUUAAGAAGAGAAUUAUAAAAAGAAUUGUUAAACAGAAGGUCUCCAAUAAGAAAGACUUGGAAACCACUCAGAAAGUGAAGGAUAAGGUGGAUAGUAAAGAAACUGGGGAAGGAAAUAUGAGCGCAGAGAUUGCUUCUCCGCUUGGAGAAUCUGCUACCCCUCCAGUUAAAACUUUUACAAGGAAGAAAAUUGUAAAGAAGGUUCCCAUGGUGAAAACUCCAACAGAAGAUGGGUUGAAACCUCCUGAUAUAGGAAUUGUCAAGGAGGCGGAAUCUUCAGAAGAUAAGGUGAAUAGUAAAACUGGUGGCGAUAGUACGUCUGUCAAGCAGGAUGCUGUUGUCAAGCAGGACACUGUUGUGAAGAAAACAGUUAAGAGAAAAAUAAUUAAGAGGGUUCCCAAACGAAAAGCAGCAUCUACAGACACCAACAAUGGGGUCACUGGUGUUGGUAGUCUCAAAGAUGAUGUGAAAGAGGAGAAAUUAGUUCAAGCUAAAAGUGAGGUGCAAAAUGUGGGUAAUAAUAAUGCAGAAAAUGCAGUGUGUGUGAAUGUUGUCAACCAAGAACAGAAGGUUAGCCCGAAAACAAAAUCAAAAAUAGCUGACGUGAAGCAAGAGACUAAAGAAGAGAUAAAUCUUGAUGGAUCCAAGAAAGUGUCCAAAACAGACAAGCUAAAAGGAAAGGAAGACCCCAAAGAAACAGGAAAGAAGGACAAGGAUGGGAAAAUCCUUUCGAAAAGCAAAUCAACGAAAGAGAUCAAAGAAAAGAGAAGUGAAGAUCCUCCUCGGCACCCUGGAUUUUUUCUUCAAACUAAAGGGAGCAAGGAUAUGAAGUUGCGAUCAUUGUCUCUUUCAUUGGAUUCUUUGCUGGAUUAUACUGACAAGGAUAUUGAAGAGUCGAGAUUUGAGCUUUCACUUGUUGCGGAAUCCCUGUAUGAAAUGGUUUACUACAACAUGGCUUCUCGUCUCUUACCUUUUCUUCAGAAAUUACGCUCCAAGUUUUUGAUCAAGCGAAACCAGCAGAAAAGACAGAGAGAAGAAUCGUCCAAGAAGAAAGGUGUGGAAAAAUCAGCCAAGCGUGCAAAGACGGAUGAACGUACGGAGGAUGCCAAAUCUGUUAAAACUGAAUCAGAUGGCAAACAUGAUCAAGAGGAUGAGAAAUCACCUGUCAAGGAAGAGGUUACUUCGUUAAAUAAUGCUGAAGAGACAAUGAUACCAGAUGAAGAUGCGAAUGAUGACUCUGAGAUGGAUGAAGAUCCAGAGGAAGAUCCAGAGGAAGAAUCUGAAAUGCAAGAAACAAGCCCACAGGAUGGCCAUGCUAAGGAGGCAAAGGAAAAUGCUGAGGAAGUGCGAACGGAUGCUGAUACUGGAGGUGAACGAACUGGAAACAGCAAGGAUGGAGGAGUUCCUGAGAUAAAGCCAAUUCUGAAGUCAGGCAGCAAAGAAGAGACGACAAAGGUGGAGAAAAGUACUAAACCUACUCUUGGUGAGGUUGGCAAAGAAUUGUUGCAGGCUUUCAGGUUUUUUGACAGGAACCGAGCAGGUUUUAUUAGGGUUGAAGAUAUGAGAUUAAUCCUCCACAACUUGGGGAAAUUCCUUUCUCACAGAGAUGUCAAGGAACUUGUGCAAAGUGCACUUAUAGAGAGCAACACUGGGAGAGAUGACCGAAUUCUCUACAAGAAGUUGAUCAACAUGGACCUCUGAAGUUUAUCGCAGGAUUAGCUAGUAGAUUAUUAUCAAUAUUUAGUGCUUUCCAAUGAAUUCUUUGAUGGAGAACAAUUUCUGCCCUGGAAUAGACUUGAAUUAUGGCUAGUGGUUAGAUUAUCGAAACCAAACCCGUUACAGAAUAUUUGAUACUUGUUGAAAGUAUUUUUCAUAGUGGGCAUUCGGUUUUCAAUCUGUCUGGCAAUUUGACCAUCUCCAAUAUGAUGACUAUAUGCACGACUCACAAGUCUAUGCCAGACAAUGAACUAGGCAGAUCGAAGUAGAAUAUAUUUCUCGUCUGUAUGACAAUAUUUGUCUCGUCUGUAUGACAUUAUGAAAUGAUAAGGAGCAAGUUAUUAUUUUUUCUA
Molecule: messenger RNA, 4640 nt
Organism: Capsicum annuum
Lineage: Eukaryota; Viridiplantae; Streptophyta; Magnoliopsida; Solanales; Solanaceae
Product: protein SHORT ROOT IN SALT MEDIUM 1
Exons: 21
Coding region: 184-4272 (1362 amino acids)
Biological process (GO): regulation of DNA-templated transcription
Cellular component (GO): nucleus
Molecular function (GO): calcium ion binding
Source: RefSeq, a predicted model, not a curated record